Messenger RNA from Coregonus clupeaformis (lake whitefish), 1512 nucleotides. RefSeq lists its product as uncharacterized. NCBI's taxonomy places the organism in Eukaryota, Metazoa, Chordata, Actinopteri, Salmoniformes, Salmonidae. The coding region runs from base 5 to 973 and encodes 322 amino acids. The record is from RefSeq and is a predicted model, not a curated record. The transcript has 5 exons.
AAUCAUGAGCAGCUCUGGGCAGAUCCCACCUCCAAAACGGAGACCAACAGCUAUUUAUCUGAAAAUGAUGAAAAGAAAUGAUGGAAGCUUAAAGUCAUCAGGAACAGCAUUCAUUAGACAGGUUGUGAGGCUAUGGAGGAGUAACCUCGGGAUAAAAAAUUACGUGAAUAAGUUGCUUCAUAGCAUCUUUUUCUUAGGUCACAUUCAUGAGGACAGUCUUCCUCCAACUGCCUUCUUUGAGUCUUCAGAGGGUGAGGAUGUGAUAAAUGAUUUAAAAAGGAAAUUUCCAGAGCUAUUCGACAAAUACAGGAAUAUACCCGACCAGACUCCAUUUUCCAUUCUCCUGGAUUUGGCUGUCAAGAUUUGUGGUCAUGAGAAGGAAGAGGGAAUAAAACGCUUUCUUCUAGAUUUCCUGAAACAAUUGGCCUUGCCCAAAAAAGGUGAGAAUAACUACACAAACUACUACACUCUGGAGGCCACUGUCAUUGCUGUGUGCCACAACAAAUCCAAAGGAGUGAAGAACUAUGGAGCAUCCCUGUCCUGUAGAGGGAAGACAGGAAAGAACAUUAUGAUCAAUUACUCAUGUCUAAAAGUGUGGCAUGACUAUGUGUCUUAUGCAGUGUUGUCAUUCAGAGAUAAUCAGAGAAACGGUAUCAGAUUCCCUGACACCGUAGAAUGCAGAGCGUUCUACAGGAAUCAACAGAGCAAUUGUUAUGAAGACCGAAUGCCGUGCCAGAACUGUGGGGAUCUUUUCUCUCUCUCAAACCCUGCGACGGUCAGAAAAGACUUUCCCUACGGAAACUGUGCUGAGACAGAGUGCCUAAGUAAACUUCUAUUAUGUGAUCAGGAUGUCUGCAACAAUAUGAGUUUUGGACACUACACAAAGGAAAAUGUCUUAGAGAAACUAACAAGUCUUAGAAGUAUGGCAAAAAACGAUUUGGAACAGGAAGGUUUUGUUGAACACAGGAGUUAAUGAUUGCAUGAUGGUGUUUUUGCUGUGCUUGAUUUGGAAGUUUCUUUGCUCACUCAACUGUGAUUAAGGCAACUGUGCCAUAGUCAUAAAACCUAAGUAAAUGGUUUGCAAAUCUGUCAUUGAGAGUUGUGAAUUACAGAUCGGACAUCAAACAAUACAAUUAUUACCACUAAUAACAGACAUAGAAAGCAACAACCUUGGGAAUACAUUUUGAAAUCGUUUUACUUUUUCGUUUGGUCUUUUUGUUCGGUUGAUUUAAAAAAAUAUGUAUUUCUUUUUUGGGGGAUGUUUAACUGAAAUAAUUUAAUAAUAAGCUAUCAACUUUGUCCCUUAUCAAAUAGUCUGCCAUGUGCUUUGUGUCACAGUGGAAACUGUAUACACAUUUCUGAUGUGACAGGAAACUGCAGAAAGGGUGUGACACUGAACUUGUUUGAAUGCAGACCAUUCAGAGAAACCACAGCUAAACCAACGGACAAAUACAGACAGCAUGAUGAUAAAGCUACAUUGAUGUUACUUUAUGACACAAACUUAUCUUCUAA